AUGACAGAUGGAAAUAAGUCCAAAGCUUUAGCUAGUUCUAGGCCUGGAAUGUAUGUGUUGAACGAAGAACAUGACUUGAAUGCUAAGAUUGCUAGUUUGCAGAGGAAAGUUGAUGCGAUUCAGAAACCAAAUGUAGUUAAGGUAGUUGAUUCGGUCGAACAUGCUUGUGGUAUUUGCGAAAGUCUUGAACACUACACUAAGGAUUGUCCUACAAUUCCAGCAUUUCAGGAAGUGUUAAAUGACCAAGCAAAUUCCAUGGAUACUUAUAAAAGACCAUUUAGCUCCCCAUAUUCAGAAACAUACAAUCCAAAUUGGCGAAACCAUCCUAAUUUCAGUUGGAGGAAUGGUCCUACAAUGAAUGGUGUUAAUGUUCCCCAAGGGUCUUCAUCUAGUAACCCUUAUGGACAAACACCGAUAAAUCAGAAUGUUACGAAGACUUUAAAUGAGUUGAAAACUAGCAUAGUUAGAAUUGAAUCACGUCUCAAUGUUAGGGAGAAAGGGACAUUGCCUUCCCAAACUCAACCUAACCCAAAAUGCCAAUUUGAGGUUAAAAAUUCUAACUUGGAGCAAGCUAAUGUUGUCACCACUCUUAGAAAUGGUAAGGUGAUUGAGACUCCGAUGAAGUUGGCUGAUAAUAAGGAUAUCCUUGAUGUUUUUCAGCAGGUGAAGAUCAACAUACCUCUCUUGAGUGUGAUUAAGCAAGUUCCAGCUUACGCCAAGUUCUUAAAGGAUCUCUGCACGGUCAAGAGGAAGCACAAUGUACAGAAAAAGGCAUUUCUCACGGAACAUGUAAGUUCUAUUCUUCAACAUAACACUCCUCCCAAAUAUAAAGAUCCGGGAUGCCCUACUAUUUCUUGUAUAAUAUGGGAUUUCAUGAUCAAACAAGCACUUCUGGAUUUGGGAGCUAGUGUAAAUCUCUUACCUUUCUCGGUUUAUGAGCAGUUGGGCUUAGGUGAAUUAAAACCCACCUCGAUCACUCUACAACUUGCUGACAUAUCAGUUAAAGUACCGAGAGGGGUAGUUGAGAAUGUGUUAAUUCAAAUCGAUAAAUUUUACUAUCCGGUGGAUUUUAUCAUUUUGGAUACUCAACAUGAAAAAGCAUUUCAUCUAGAAGCAAAAGUUCCUUUAGAAGAUUGUCUUCCUAAUCUGUUGGAUUUCGAUGAGGAUGGAUAUAUUGAAGAAGUGAAUUCUUCACUGAAUUCAUCCCUAUUGCUAGAUAUGGAUAAGUGGCAGUCUAGAUUUGAGUCAUUUCAAAUUAGUGAGACCGAGCCAUUGUCUCCAUCCGUGGAAUUCCCAAAGCCCGACCUUAAUCCCUUUACUAGUAAACUGAAUUUUGAUGUUUUAGGCCAAAAUAAAGAUGUUAAAGUUUUCAUACCAUCUGAACUUAAUGAGAGACAUAAGACAAUGCAUUCACAUGUUGUUAGGAAGCAUAUAAGUGCCCCAGAAUGUAGUAUUGCGGAAUGA
Messenger RNA from Papaver somniferum (opium poppy), 1464 nucleotides. RefSeq lists its product as uncharacterized. The record is from RefSeq and is a predicted model, not a curated record. Bases 1 to 1464 code for a protein of 487 amino acids. NCBI's taxonomy places the organism in Eukaryota, Viridiplantae, Streptophyta, Magnoliopsida, Ranunculales, Papaveraceae. The transcript is spliced from 4 exons.